Molecule: messenger RNA, 691 nt
Organism: Neopelma chrysocephalum (saffron-crested tyrant-manakin)
Lineage: Eukaryota; Metazoa; Chordata; Aves; Passeriformes; Pipridae
Product: hydrocephalus-inducing protein homolog
Exons: 3
Biological process (GO): axonemal central apparatus assembly; cilium movement
Cellular component (GO): axoneme
Source: RefSeq, a predicted model, not a curated record
GGAACUUUGUGGCCCGUGGUGGGUGAGGAGCCAACGCAGGGCAUUUGCUGGACACCCUGCCAGCAGCACUGGUGACAAGUGACUCUUGCAUGCAGGAGGUGGAGGAGAAGCUGGUGUGUGAGGCAGUCGUGGAGCCAGAGAUGAUAAAGAUAAUCAAGACAAAGGUCACCUGCAAGUUCAUUUCUCCCGCUCUGCAAAUAUCAUCCAAAGCAAUCACUUUCUGUGUGGAGAAGUACCCCGAUGAUGACCUGACUCUUCAGUACAAGCCUCUGUCUUUAAAAAACACCUGCUGCCUGCCAUUCCACCUUUUCCUGGACUUGGAGCAGCCAUUCCUAAUCUGUGAUGCAAACCAGCAGCCCCUCCCUGCAGAGGCCCAGCCUGUGAAGAUGGAGGCAGGGCAGGAACUUCAUCUCUACAUCAGCUUUAACCCAGCCUAUGAAAAGGAUCCAGUCAGCCGGGUAGCAGAGAAGACUAUGAAGAUCCGGCUUGUGGAACAUCCUUAUGAGGAAGAGAUCACCGUUCGGGGAGAGGUCUACUUCCCGAAUCUCCGUAUCCCGACCAAAGCAUUGAACUUUGGUUGCAUCCUGACAGGCACAGAGCAAGUGCGUUACCUGGAGAUGACCAACUGCGGCCCAAUCCCUGCCCACUACCGCUGGUCAUUCCAGGUGGACAAGAGAGAGUACCCAACAGG